GGCGUCACCGGAAGUACGGCGGCCGCCCGGAAAGAGAGCGGAAGGGGGCAAGACGAUGCGCCACUUUUCCUACGGUGGCCUGAAGGAGCGGCGAAGUGAUUACGAGGGAAUUUAUCAUUUCUGGGAGCUGCACUCGCGAUGUCUUUCAAGAGAGAAGGGGACGAUUGGAGUCAGCUCAAUGUGCUCAAAAAACGGAGAGUGGGAGACCUGUUGGCCAGUUACAUCCCGGAGGAUGAGGCGCUGAUGUUACGCGAUGGACGCUUUGCAUGUGCCAUCUGCCCUCACCGACCUGUGCUGGACACCCUGGCCAUGCUGACUGCCCACCGUGCAGGCAAGAAACAUCUGUCCAGCCUGCAGCUUUUUUAUGGAAAGAAACAGCCAGGAAAGGACGUGGAGCAAAAUCCAAGACAGCAGAAUGAAUCGAGGGAAGAGACCACAGUUGAAGCUCCUCUGCUAACCCAGACUCGCCUUAUCACCCAGAGUGCUCUGCACAGAGCUCCCCACUAUAACAGUUGCUGCCGCCGCAAGUACAGACCAGAAGUUCCUGGUUCCUCUGUCUCUCGUUCUCCUUUGCCAUCAGCUGCAGAGCUGGAACUCCAAAGUGGGAAACUCAGUAGGGAACCUGAGAGUGUGGCUGACCCACAGGCCAAGGAGUCAGCACCUGUCUCAGCCCCUGCACCCAUGAGCCCCUCGAGAAGACGGGCCCUGGAUCACUACCUCACUCUUCGAAGCUCUGGAUGGAUCCCGGAUGGAAGAGGUCGAUGGGUAAAAGAUGAAAAUGUUGAGUUUGACUCUGAUGAAGAAGAACCACCUGAUCUGCCCCUGGACUGAUCCUCUCUUUCCCCAUUCAUUUCAUAAAUAAACUAGUGGGCACUGGGAGCCUAACAUUC
This is a messenger RNA of Lepus europaeus (European hare), 890 nucleotides long. It is a transcript of the gene SCNM1, whose product is annotated as sodium channel modifier 1. Lineage: Eukaryota; Metazoa; Chordata; Mammalia; Lagomorpha; Leporidae. The transcript has 7 exons. Gene Ontology annotation, cellular component: nucleus. The record is from RefSeq and is a predicted model, not a curated record. Gene Ontology annotation, biological process: RNA splicing. Bases 139 to 831 code for a protein of 230 amino acids.